AUCAAGAGAUCUCAGCUCCAGGACACGGUCAACGAAGCCCUUCAACAACUCGAGGCCGGCGCUGAUCCCUCCACUCUCAGGCUCGACUCUAAGGUAGCCACGCAGCGCGAUCGCUCGGUUGCGUGGGUUCUCAAUGGCUGGAAGGCCAUCAACAAGCCCGAAGUUGUACGCGGGGCUUUCUCUCGGUGCACAGUCCGAGGUGGCUUCAGCCUGUCCUUUGACUCGCUCACGAGCCCUUCCGCUCUCCGAAUCCUUCGCGAAAUCCCUCGAUCUGACCCAACCCUGUGGGAUCGGAUCUCUCCUUCUAUCCCUGACGCCCCCGAUGUUCCCACUGUGACGCCAGCUGAUCAUCAGGAUCCGAUCGAACUCGACACCCCUUUUUCCGGUGAAGACUUCGAUGAUGACACCUGGCAACAGCCCAACGACCUCAUGGCUCGCAUCCUCAACCCUGUCGACGCCAACGAAACGACCAUUUCCGGCCCUGGCAUGGUAGACAAUGUCAACGUGGACUUAGCAACUGUCCAGGUGCCGUCAUCUGAUGAAGCUGGCCGCAGGAAGCGGCGCCGUGUGUCAAACAAGAAGUACGGAGACUUCGUAGGUCAUUAG
Molecule: messenger RNA, 606 nt
Organism: Coniophora puteana RWD-64-598 SS2
Lineage: Eukaryota; Fungi; Basidiomycota; Agaricomycetes; Boletales; Coniophoraceae
Exons: 2
Source: RefSeq, a predicted model, not a curated record